GAUUGCUUGAUUAAAACUCUUCGCUCAGAUCGUCUCACGCGUCAUAGUCGCAUACUUGACUGAGCUGCUAUUUCUACUGUCAAGUUUAUAUAUUUAUGUGUUUUGUAUAUUGUAUUAGCUCAGUCCUUGCUCCGUACUAUCUGAGUGCCUAGACACACCUUGUAACGUGUACCCCUUAUUGACACUUGCUCCACCAGUUCAAUUAGACAGUUCAAUUCGAAGGCAAAGAUAGCAAUUCAGUCCAAACCAAUAGUGCUCAUUCCCAACAGAAUUACAAGACCUGGAGAUUUAUUUUUGUCAUAUUCUAUCCCACACCCGUCAGCGCCACCGCACGCCUUGGUUGAUAAGUCAAGUAAUCUUAAAUAGUUAAAAGUAGAAGUUAAAGAGGAUAUUAUCUCUCUGUGCAACAUGGGUCAGAAUGCGAGCAAGAAAAUGAUGAAUAGCAGCAGGCCUGGGCCUAAGAAGGGCUCGAAGGAUCAGUUGGAUGAGGUCAGCAGUAUGUCGAAACAUUCGUCACACAAAUCAGGGGCUGGUCAUAAACAGAAGAUACUGCCCUCUGAUCACGCCACAGUCACAACUGAUGUCAGUACAACAGCACAUGAUCAUGUAGAGACGACAAAUGGUGUUAUAAAUCCUUCGGAUAAAGAGAGCAACCCGCUGCACCAGUCCAAAAUCGGGAAAGCCGGCACGCCUCCAUCAAAACCAAUCAACAAUCAGGUCACGCCACCAAUUAGCAACACCGCGCCUGAUAGCGGCGUAGCACAGCAAGAUAGUAUUACUCGACAGAAUAGUAAGCCUCUGGCAGCAAGCGACUCGCCGAAAUCUCAACAAAAAGCUGGUGGAUCGCGAGAAUCCGACCCGAUUGUAGUUAAAAAUGAGGCCACGGGUAUGCCGGUGGAAGCGCAGUUGAAGGGACAGGCACUCUCACAGGCACAGCCGUCACAAACGGAUCAGAAAGCGGAGCCAACCAGCACUCAGGGCAAGCUGAGGAUGCAAAUGAACAGUGCAGCGGCGGAUCUGGCCGCAGAAGAAGAUGAACUCAAUGACAAUGUCGACCAAAUGGUUGAUUUGGCUACAACCACCAGCCGCAUGUCCCUGAGCGGCUCUAAAACGGGUUUGAGGAGGCAGAGCACCUCCUCACUGCAGCACAUCAGCGACAGAGCCCCUUUAAGCACAGGUAAUACAAUCAACGGCAACUCCGCAGUGUUCUACAGCGACUAUCACAAGGACGAAACGGCUUUACGGGCGUCUAAACAACUCAGGAAGCGCAAACACAGAAAGAGAGCCAAGACCAAUGGACUGGUGGACGUGGUUGCCAUAGCAGCGCGUCGUGCGAAACACCAGAAAUUGUCCAAUAGUUGUUCCACCCUGUUUGUCGAACAAACUGUCAGCCAACCGAAUCUCGAUUUGAUUCUACAAUGCGCGGCUACGGCUAUACAUAUGACCUUCACGACUACCUUAGCGCUGCCUGAGAGGCCCCGAUUUAACGCGAUCUUCGACGAGAAGCUUUUCCCCCUCACAGCACAGCGUAUACCUCAGGACUACGCCACUCACUUGCUCUCAGUAACGAGCAUAUACGACUUUUUGCGAGCCUUUUUCAAAGCGGCCGUCUUAACCGCUGAUGUGGCCAUAGUGACUAUGGUGUACAUCUCCAGGUUACACAACACGGGUUUGGUACUACAGCCUGCUAAUUGGAAGAGGGUUGUGCUAGGAGCUAUCAUGCUGGCAUCGAAGGUAUGGGAUGAUCAGGCCGUCUGGAAUGCCGAUUACUGUAAAGUACUGCCCGAUGUUACCGUCGAGAGCAUCAACCAGUUAGAGCGAGAGGUGUUGGAACGCCUUUUCUACAAUGUGAGUGUGUCCUCCGCCGAGUACGCGCAGCACUACUUCGAUCUCAGGAUAUAUUGUCUGCGUGCGGAUCACGUAGAGGGUGUGGUAUUCUCUCCUCUGCGCGUACGAAAAGCUAAGGAAUUAGAUGUGAUGGUCGUACAUCAAAGCGACAGUCGAGUAUUGCAACGGGCGAAUAGUUCAGAGAUGUACAGACCAGUGUCUAGUAAUGUUAUAAUUUCAUAAAUAAAUUUUUAUGCGUGUCAGCAUGCC
This is a messenger RNA of Sphaeroforma arctica JP610, 2097 nucleotides long. RefSeq lists its product as hypothetical. The coding region runs from base 409 to 2070 and encodes 553 amino acids. Gene Ontology annotation, cellular component: plasma membrane. Gene Ontology annotation, molecular function: cyclin-dependent protein serine/threonine kinase activator activity. NCBI's taxonomy places the organism in Eukaryota, Ichthyosporea, Ichthyophonida. The record is from RefSeq and is a predicted model, not a curated record. Gene Ontology annotation, biological process: regulation of canonical Wnt signaling pathway; regulation of protein kinase activity. The transcript has 8 exons.